GGCAUUUUAGCCAGCUUAGCUAACGUAAUUUAGCUAACUUUUCAGUACAGUGGUCUCCUCUGAAGACUCCAUUGGAAAUGGACGAGCGCUUUGCUUUCCUAGCCGAGUGGUACGACCCCAGUGCGGCCCUCUUGCGGCGCUACCAGCUGCUCUACUACCCCAGAGAUGGCUCUGUGGAAAUGUUUGAUGUGAAGAACCAACGUACAUUUCUGAGGAGGACAAAGUAUGACGACAUCAAAUUAGAACAUCUGUUUGUGGGGAACCGUGUAAACGUAUUCUCCCGUCAGCUGAGUCUGGUGGAUUAUGGCGACCAGUACACAGCCAACAAACUGGGAAGCAAAAAAGAGAGGACUCUUGCCAUGAUAAAACCAGAUGCAGUCACUAAGAUAGGAGACAUUGUACAGAUGAUCUACGAUGCUGACCUUAUAGUGACUAAAGCCAAAAUGACCAAGCUUACGUGGAAGCAAGCGGCUGACUUUUAUGCUGAGCAUCAGUCAAAGUCUUUUUUCAAUAAUUUGGUUCAGUUUGUGACAUCGGGGCCGGUGGUUACCAUGGAGCUAAUGGGUGAUGAGGCAGUGUCUGCGUGGCGGAAGAUUCUAGGACCCACCGACUCAGGUGUGGCCAGAAAAGAGGCUCCUUCUAGUCUCCGUGCCCGGUUUGGCACAGAUGGCACCAAGAAUGCAGGACACGGGUCCGAUUCACUGGCAUCGGCCGCAAGGGAGUUAGAAUUUCUCUUCCCAUCAACCCCAGGCUGCAGCACUUCCAACACGGCUACUUUCUCAGACUGCACCUGCUGUGUCAUCAAACCACACGCUGUCGCAGAAGCUUUGACAGGAAAAAUCCUGAACUCUAUAACAGAAGCAGGGUUUGAGAUCUCUGCUCUGCAGAUGUUCAACAUGGAUCGAGCCAACGCUGAGGAGUUUUUAGAAGUUUACAAAGGCGUUGUCACAGAGUACACUGGCAUGGUCACGGAGCUAUGCGCAGGCCCCUGCGUGGCCCUGGAGAUCCGUGGCACAGACGCUCCCAGAACCUUCCGUGAGUUCUGCGGGCCUGCAGACCCAGAGAUUGCACGACAUCUCCGACCCUCCACUCUACGAGCUCUCUAUGGUAAAACCAAAGUACAAAACGCUGUCCACUGCACCGAUCUGCCUGAGGACGGUAUUCUGGAGGUACAGUAUUUCUUCAAGAUUUUAGACGAAUGAAUUUUCUGUAGAAGCGUUUUGUUAUAAGACACUUGAAA
This is a messenger RNA of Chanos chanos (milkfish), 1240 nucleotides long. It is a transcript of the gene nme7, whose product is annotated as NME/NM23 family member 7. Gene Ontology annotation, molecular function: ATP binding; nucleoside diphosphate kinase activity. NCBI's taxonomy places the organism in Eukaryota, Metazoa, Chordata, Actinopteri, Gonorynchiformes, Chanidae. Gene Ontology annotation, biological process: CTP biosynthetic process; GTP biosynthetic process; UTP biosynthetic process. The record is from RefSeq and is a predicted model, not a curated record. The transcript has 12 exons. Gene Ontology annotation, cellular component: centrosome; axonemal microtubule. Bases 78 to 1202 code for a protein of 374 amino acids.